AUGUUUCUGUCCGAUGCACACACUCAGUACCAUACUCAUUUGUUACGGAAACGUUCAAAGUUUCAAGUACCUGUGAUUUUGGGUGACCGCAUUCCUCGCUCAGACCGCGGUGACGAAGAGCGUGAAGCGUGGGCACGUAUGAUGUUGAUUUUAUUUAUUCCUUGGCGGCAACCUGCAGAUCUGCGCGGUCCUGAUGAAAGCUGGACAGCUGCGUAUGAGCGGCAUAGUAGUAAGAUAUCGCUUAGGCACAAGAAGAUUAUAGCAAACAUGAAUGUCUUGUCAGAGUGCCGGGAUGUUAGGGAUUCGUUCCGAGAUCUCCGUCGAACU
Messenger RNA from Trametes versicolor FP-101664 SS1, 327 nucleotides. RefSeq lists its product as uncharacterized. The record is from RefSeq and is a predicted model, not a curated record. Lineage: Eukaryota; Fungi; Basidiomycota; Agaricomycetes; Polyporales; Polyporaceae. The annotation marks the transcript as partial. The transcript has a single exon.